CAGCAUCUUCCAUCUCAAUCGCGUAUACGCUUGGGACUUUCUGGUAUGUCGGACAAGCUAGUGGUAUCGUUCAGAGCUUUGCAGCUCGCGAAUGAGCAGCGCAGUGCGUACGGACUCAGGUAUAAUGAUUUCCAAAGAUACAGGAAACACUGCGCGAACAGGACGCAUCGUCUCCGCUCCUCCCUCAAGAUGACCCAUGGCAAGGGCCGCGAAUUCAAGAAACUACCCCCUCUAACUCUGGAUAACAUCAAAGACGGACACCUGCAGCUCCUUCUCUUCGAAGCCGAGCGCGCAUGGGCCUACUCACAAGAACUCCUGGCGGACUCAAGCAAGCCCGAGAACAGCGCGCACGCUGCAACUCUUCGACACAGUGCAACAGGCCGCUUCCGGCGCGCGGUGCACUGGUCCACCGAGCUCCUCUCCCACUGUCAGACUCUCCACUCUGCCCAGCGUCUGUCCGCCUCCGCUCUGCUCGAGGCGUCCGUCUACACCCUCAUCCUGAACGGCCGCUUCCUGAGGCAUCGGGACGAGUUUGAGGACGCGCUUGUCCAGCUGAGUGUCGCACGGAACCUGUUGGACGAGCUGGCCAGCCGGGCGGCGACGAGCCGCGACCAGGCACUCGCAACGGUAUUUGCGGACGAGAUUAGUCCGGAGAUUAGGUAUUGUGCGCACGAGAUGGGGCGGUCGGGGUCUUACGACGUCGACGCGAUCGUCAUGGAGCUGGGCCCGAAGCACCGCGCGGAGCUCGUAGAGGAUUGUGAGAGUCUCGUCGCACAGCUGGAGAGCGAGGCAGAAGUGGCAGGGAAAGGCCAGGCGCGGAGACAGCUGCGCGAGAUUGUCUGGGAAGGCGAGCCAGUCCCGAUACGAAGCCCUGAGCUGGUGGACGUCCUGCUCAGAGUGCAGGAGGCCGAAGCGAAGUUGCGCGAGAGCCAAUCAGAGAAUACUCAGCCCGUAAAGAGGGAGAAGGCCGAAAAGGGGAAGCGUAGGAAAGUAGGGAAGGGGGGAAGGUCGAGGAGGGGCGUCGCGGCGUAUGAUGUGAUCCUCCUUGCCCUGAGUGACGCUGAGGAAGUGGCAAGGAAGCUUGUCGAAGCGCAACAGUUAAGCGGCACUGGUACUUCCGCCGCUGUUGCUGGGACCCGCGAUAUCCACUUCGUACAUGCUUAUAUCGUCUACCAACUGCUCUCCCGCCGUAUUCAGCGUGAUUUGUUGCUCAUCUCUGCGCUAUUGUCUUCUCAAAAUCACCCUCAACAUGGCGCGCAGCGGAAGACAGUUCCUGCAUCCUCGAAGUCAAAGAACGAACAGGUCGAUGCUCGGCUGUAUCCGGCCGUAGUUAAAGUGCUGGAUACCGUGCUGCAGAGCUUGGAGCAGAUGAGAACAUUGAGUAUUGUGGACGAGAGUCCCGACCUGGCCACUGCUGUCGAAGCACGUAUUCUAUUUACUAAAGCCAGAAGGUGUCUCUUCCUGUCGCGCUCUUAUGCAGCUGUGAAGAAAUACGCCGAGUCUCUUGCGCUCAUCCGGCAUGCCCAAAUCCACCUCCGCGAGGCACGCUCGCUCAUGUCCACCGCCGGGUCAGACCCCAUCUCCUCCGGCUCCCCGGACUUCUCCCCCCUCUCAGCUGAGGCAGUCAACAAGCUCGACACUGAACUGGCCUCGGACGGCCUGAAGUUCAAGAAGGCGUGGUUCGCGUUCAACGGGGGCCAGAUCGAUCCCGACAGCAGCAAGACAUACAAGAAGCCACUGUUCUUUGACAUCGCGCUGAAUUAUGUGCAGCUCGAUAUGGACAGACUGCAGGCACGGGCGGGGAAACAGCCUGCCGCACCCGCUGCGAAGGCUGUGCCUUCUGCCGUUCCUGAGAAGAAGGCUCCUGCCAGGGCAAAGGUGGAGGAAAUCGAGCGUGCGGCCACUCCAGAACCGCAAGCAGCUCCUAGUAGAGGUGGAUUGAGUAGUUUGCUAGGUGGCUGGUGGGGUCGGUCGUAAAUAGUCGUAGACAUGGUGUUCCUCAAGUUCAAAGAUCGAAAACGUUUAUCAUCCUGGAAGGAUAUCAGUGGAGCCUGUUUUCAGUCUCCCGUUUCGAAGACAUGGAUUAAACCACUUCAAAUCUACCUUCGAGCCCCACAGGAGACUUCAAAUUACAUGAGAUGAAUAAACUAAUAAGAAUAGGUAGAUGUCAUAUAUUACACGAGAGAUCCGACAAUGAACGUCAUUCCCGCCCUCACGAUUCAAUAAACUGUAUAGCCAGUGCUUCAGAGAAGGCAGACUUCCCUUUGACUUCUUUAGCUUCAGGUUUACUGAUGAGACUGAUGCCUCGACCGAGCUUCCUAACUGCGUCCCAAAACUCUGGAUUGCCGGGAUAUUCCAGGCAGGCGUCUUUGAGCUCCUGGAUAAAGUCGUUCCACACGUCUAUCUCGUCCUCCUUCAAGCAUACUUCCCUGAGCUCCUGCAUGCACUGUAACAGCUCCUCCGUUCUCCUUGACGCGAAUGGCUUGAGCACGAUGUCCUUAAUCACGUAUGCCAGGUCCCCGACGGCUUUCGACACCAGGUCUCCCUUAACGAGGUUCUUCCUGAAAUCCUCUAAUGGACGAGUCCUCCCAACAAUCCUGCCUUCGUCCCUGCCCAUGUCAUGUUCGGGUGACUCAGGAGCGGGGGUGGGUAUGUUAUGAUUUUUCUGUGGUUUAUUGGGCGUCUUCUUUCCGUCGAGCAACAUCUCUUCGUCUUCAUCCUCUGUUUCCGAUUCAGCGGCAACUUCUGGAGCUGUCUUAGCUGGAAUCAACUGAGAAGAGCCGGAUGCUUGCAGUUGCGAUUGGGAGGCAAUCGAUUGCGUGCGACGUGGGAUCUUCUCCAGCAGUAACAUAUCCUGGUCUUCAUCGGCUGCACGGACAUGCCCGUCCUUGCGCUGCUUGAAGACUCUUUUAGGCACUUCCUUAACAUUGAAGAGAUUCUUGC
Molecule: messenger RNA, 2943 nt
Organism: Gloeophyllum trabeum ATCC 11539
Lineage: Eukaryota; Fungi; Basidiomycota; Agaricomycetes; Gloeophyllales; Gloeophyllaceae
Exons: 10
Coding region: 46-1977 (643 amino acids)
Biological process (GO): SRP-dependent cotranslational protein targeting to membrane
Cellular component (GO): signal recognition particle, endoplasmic reticulum targeting
Molecular function (GO): endoplasmic reticulum signal sequence receptor activity; signal recognition particle binding; 7S RNA binding
Source: RefSeq, a predicted model, not a curated record